Messenger RNA from Lotus japonicus, 1694 nucleotides. RefSeq names its product polypyrimidine tract-binding protein homolog 1-like. Bases 192 to 1526 code for a protein of 444 amino acids. The record is from RefSeq and is a predicted model, not a curated record. Gene Ontology annotation, cellular component: nucleus. Lineage: Eukaryota; Viridiplantae; Streptophyta; Magnoliopsida; Fabales; Fabaceae. The transcript has 10 exons. Gene Ontology annotation, molecular function: mRNA binding. Gene Ontology annotation, biological process: regulation of RNA splicing.
GUGCCGCUGGGUGCAGCUGCAGCAGAACAAAUCUCCACCACGGACUCUGAUUGCAUCUACUGACCGAUACCAGAACAAAAUCCACCACCACAAUCAUUCUCUCUCAUAUUUUCCCGGGAAAAUCUCUCUACUUUUCUCGGAAACCAAACACCCUCUUCUCCCAUCGGAAUCUACAGUGAAUAGCUAUUACUAUGUCAAGCUCAAGCCAACCCCAGUUCCGAUACACUCAAACCCCUUCCAAGGUUCUUCACCUUCGCAACCUUCCAUGGGAGUGCUCCGAAGAGGAGCUCAUUGAGCUCGGUAAACCCUUCGGUAAGAUCGUCAACACCAAGUGCAAUGUCGGCGCCAAUCGCAACCAAGCUUUCGUUGAAUUCGCAGAUCUAAAUCAAGCCAUUUCGAUGGUUUCAUAUUAUGCUUCAUCUUCAGAACCUGCUCAGGUCCGUGGUAAAAGCGUUUAUAUACAGUAUUCUAAUAGACACGAAAUUGUGAACAAUAAAAGCCCUGGAGAUAUUCCCGGCAAUGUGUUGUUGGUCACUAUUGAAGGUGUGGAAGCUGGGGAUGUGAGCAUCGAUGUUAUCCACUUGGUGUUUUCUGCUUUUGGCUUUGUUCACAAAAUUGCUACUUUCGAAAAGACUGCAGGUUUCCAGGCUCUGAUUCAGUACACUGAUGCUGAUACUGCUUUUCAAGCUAGGGACGCAUUGGAUGGAAGAAGCAUACCAAGAUACCUGCUUCCAGAUCAUGUUGGUUCUUGUAAUUUGCGUAUUUCAUACUCAGCACAUAGAGAUCUGAAUAUCAAAUUUCAAUCAAAUCGCAGCAGGGACUAUACAAAUCCUAUGCUUCCUGUUAAUCUUACUGCUAUUGAAGGGGCAGGACAGCCUGCUGUUGGUCCUGAUGGGAAGAAGAAAGAACCUGAGAGCAAUGUGCUUUUGGCUUCCAUUGAAAAUAUGCAGUAUGCUGUUACAGUUGAUGUCCUUCACACGGUGUUCUCUUCAUUUGGUACUGUCCAGAAAAUUGCUAUUUUUGAAAAGAACGGUCAAACCCAGGCACUGAUUCAAUACCCUGAUGUCAUAACAGCAGCUGCUGCUAGAGAAGCUUUAGAGGGACAUUGCAUAUAUGAUGGUGGCUAUUGUAAGCUUCAUCUAACAUAUUCUCGUCAUACUGAUCUCAAUGUGAAGGCUUUCAGUGACAAAAGUAGAGACUAUACAGUGCCAGAUCCUAGUGUGCUUUCAUCACAAGUUCCUGCCACAGCCUGGCAAAAUCCUCAGGCUGCACCUAUGUACCCUGGCAGCGGCCCGGCUUAUCAGACUCAAGUUCCUGGAGGACAAAUGCCAUCAUGGGAUCCAACCCAGCAGUCAUUUAGACCUAGUUAUGGAUCUGGAGGCGGUGCUUAUCCUGUUCAAACUGGUGCAGUUCCUUCAAUGCCUGCAUAUCCGCCGGCAGGCGCUGCCGCCUCCUCACAGCCUGGGGCUCAGCCAAAUGUGAGACCUGGUGGUGCGUCACAUCCAGGUCCACAUUAUUAUGGUUAGGAAGUCAUAGCCUUACUUCUCUCUCAAUGAAAAGAGAACGGUUUUGAUGGAUGAACGAGCCAUGAUAUUAACAAGUUGUUAUUUGGAUGAAAAAUUGUUCAUUAUUUUUGUUGUCAUCUUAAUUUUAUCUUGCAAACAAAGCUUAGCAAUCGUAUGAUAUACUCUCUA